CCCGUCAGUCCCGCCAUGGCGCUCGGCGGGGUCGGUCGCGGCGGCGCGGCGCGGGCCGCCUGGCCGCGGCUGCUGGUAACGGCGGCGGCGGCGGCGCUGGCGCUGGCGGGGCCGGCGCUGCCCGAGGUGCUGUUCCGCUGCCCGCCCUGCACGGCGGAGCGCCUGGCCGCCUGCCCCCCGGCCGCCCGCCCGCCCUGCCCCGAGCUGGUGCGGGAGCCGGGCUGCGGCUGCUGCCCGGUGUGCGCCCGCCUGGAGGCCGAGGCGUGCGGCGUCUACACUCCGCGCUGCGCCGCCGGCUUGCGCUGCUACCCCGACCCCGGCGCCGAGCUGCCCCUGCAAGCCCUGGUGCAGGGGCAGGGGACCUGCGCCCGUCGCCGCGACACGGCCGAGUACGGCGCCAGCGCCGAGCGCCCCGCAGAUAAUGGCGAUGACCGGUCUGAGAGCAUCCUUGCUGAGAACCAUGUGGAUGGCACUACAGGGAUCCUGGGUGGAGCUGGUGGGAGGAAGCCCAUGAAGACGGGCAUGAAGGAGCUGGCAGUUAUGAGGGAGAAGGUGAAUGAGCAGCAGCGGCAGAUGGGCAAAAUCGGCAAGCCUCAUCACAACCACGAGGACUCCAAGAAGUCACGGCUGUCGACGGGCAGGACCCGUUGUCAGCAGGAGCUGGAUCAGGUCCUUGAGCGCAUCUCCACUAUGCGGCUGCCGGAUGAGCGAGGUCCCCUGGAGCACCUCUACUCUCUCCACAUCCCCAACUGUGACAAGCAUGGCUUGUACAAUCUCAAACAGUGCAAGAUGUCGGUGAAUGGGCAGCGUGGCGAGUGCUGGUGCGUGGACCCCAUCCAUGGGAAGGUGAUCCAGGGCGCACCCACCAUCCGUGGGGACCCUGAGUGCCACCUCUUCUACACAGCUCAUGAGCAGGAGGACCGGGGAGCACAUGCCCUGCGAAGCCAGUAGACAGAAGUGAUCCUGCUUGCUGGAGGCGGCUCGCUGUGGCCCCAGUGCUGGAUUUUACAUGGGUUUCAGCAUGUCUCUUUAGGCUCUGGAAGAGACUGGGGUUGGGUCCUGCGUGCUGCUCUCCUUCCCCUGCUGCCCGGCUCCUGGGGAGGGGAGAGAGAACGGGAGGGGAAGGGCGGUGGGGGGGUUGCAAGGAGAAGGGACUGCUUUCCUAUAGUCUUUCACCCGAUGUAAGCCAGAGAAUCGGUCUUUUUUGCUCCUCGCCCUGCGGCCCUGCCAUCCCUGCUGCUUUGCGGCAUCUUCCUGCACCCUUCAGCACAGAAUGCUGUGUGCUCCCUGACACUUCCCAGGGGACAAAACCCUUUGCCGUAGGUGGGAGUGGGACAAAGCAAAACAAAAAAAGUUAAAAGCCCACCUUUCCCCUUCUUUCCCUCCCUUCCCCAAGACCAAAGACUGUAAAUACUGUGUGGCCUGCCUCUUGCAUCCUACUGGUCCCCUGUGCCUCAGCCUGGCCAUUGGUCAUGGCAUGGGAUGCAGUGUGGGAGGGAGGGAAGAAGGAAAGCCCCUGUCUUCCCAGCUGGAACAUGCUGGCACAGUCAGGAUGCAUCCCUCAAGAAGGCAUCAGUGAGGGAAAGGGCUAAAUAUGAGACAGCUCCCUCUGCCUCCUAAGGCAUCCCUGGGUGCUUUCCUUCCUGGUGCUGGGGCACAGUCAGCCCCAGGUUUGGGAUGACAGGGCCUUUGGGUGAUGGUGAAGCUAAACACUUGGUUUUCCAGGGGAUCUGAAGGGCUAUUGCCGAGUAUUUCUUAGAAUCAGCUUAUGCUGAGGGAGCUAAAGUGAACUUGCUGGGGCUGGCUGGAAGGAUGCCUGUGUAGAUUUAGGAUAACAAACCAGGGAGUGUCUCUGUCUGUCUCUUUCUCUCUUAUUCAUUCUUUCUUUCUUUCUAGAUAGGAAAAACCCAUCUAAAACCUGCACUCCCAAGCAGCUGCCCUUGUCCCUCCAUUUUUGCUUGGGACUGGAGUGAGCAUCUGCUAUUCAGCACACACUUUAUCUUUUUUUUUUGUAAGUAAAUUACAGUAUGUAUCGUGCUUUGUAAAGGUCCUGACACACAUGCACCCCCUCUGCCCACAUACACGUUUGAGUAGAUUAAAUCCAAGUGAUCCAAGCGCUCAGAGAGGUUUUGUGCUGGACAUGUCGUUCUGAGAAGAGAUGCCUCUGCUGUUACUUCACCUGUUGAUUUCUUCCUGUACAGAGCACACAGACACUGAGAAUAAAUAACUUCCCUGUCGCCUAAGCAAGGAGAUUUGUUUUCUACCUUUUGUUUUUCCACUCCUUCCUUUUUAAUAUGGAUACUGUUUGCAGAGCAGUUACAAAAAUCGUCUCCUUACAGUAGAAGUCUCAGGCUUCCCCUAAUGAAAUCAAAGCUGGGGGCAAGGUGGAGGAUAAAGCAUCUCCCAAUUUUUGGCAAAUGCUUCUGAGUAGCAAAUAGACUCCAUGUCCCAGGUCCAUCAUAGGGUUAGGUUCAGUUAGGGUGGAGGAAGGGGAUUCCUUGGUGAGCGUGGGUGCUGGUGGGGAACACCCUGUGCCUGCAUGGUGGGUGCCAGGCAGCAAAUCUACCUGACCAUGACCUUCAGGGAUGGGACCAUCCCCUGGUGACUGCCAGCAUGCCUUGGGAACACCAAACUGUGCUAAAGAAACACCACAUCAGGGUUCCCACUGCUGAUACUCCCUCAUCUGGGGACUUUGGUCUGGAGAAAGAAAAGCAAAAAGUCCACAGGCUCUGGGAGAAGGGGAUUUGUUGCUUUUCCCCCUUUUGGCCCCAUAUUUCAGAUCCUAAGUGCAAAGGGUGCGGCAGUGUCUGCAAAUUAAGCCCCUUGCAACUUUCCAGGGCUUUGGAUGUGGUAGUGGAAGAGAUGGGGAAGGGGACCCCUUUGGAAAGUCAGGGAUGUGGGGGUGCACAUGAGAAUGUGUAUGAGAGGGAGCAAGAGGGAAAACAAACCACAUCGCCAUGCAAAGCCAAGUAACUGUAAAAAUGAUGCUGUUUUCUGUUAACAGCCGAGGGUGUUCUGCUUGUUCAUGUAAACCUUGCACACGCUGGCUCUCAUCUACAAUUUGUACUUUUUGUUUUGUUUAGGAACCAGGAAGUUUUCUUUUGUGUUGUUUUUUGGUUUUGUUUGUUUUUUUUUUUUUUUCUCUUUUGGAAAAGCUGAGCUGCAUAAAGUUGGAAUAAACUAAAUGGGAUGCCAGAAAACUGUCAUCUUCCCCCUCCCCACUCCCCUCUGCUCAUAGGAAAUGUUUCCUUGCCUAAUGCAUCACACACAAAUUUGGGCCUGUUCAGCUUUUGUCCAGGGGGUUUUGUAAACACUGGGCCUGACAAGCAGCAGUGGGAGUUGGGCCUUUCAUCAUCACUGGUCCCAGUUGUACGAGCAGGGAGGAACUGGUGUGACUUGUUGGCUGGCCUGUUAUGUUCCUGCUCCACAUGUGGUAUCUUCUGAGCCUGCAAAAUGCAACUGUGCCCUUAAGUCAACAUCUGGCCAGCAUAUGUGUGGAGACCAUCUUCCCCGCUGACAGCAGCUAGAUUUGGUGGCAAAGGGUGGCUGUGUCCCACUUUGCUGGGUGGAGAGGAUGGCAGUGUGAAUGCCUCAUUCAAUGUGAUGCCUGUGGAGCUUCCUGAGCUGGAGAGAGGCUGUGUGAGAGCAGGAACUUCCUGCUUCUUGAGCAGUGCAGCAGCUUUGCGAGGAAGGGUCCCUCCUACCCAGCGCAGGGACAGUGGAGACCUUUGCCAAUUCCUGGGCAAAGGCUAUAAGGGUAAGGGUGCUCUGCUUUUUCUAUCUUCCCAGCCAUGGUACCUCAGGGUCUUCUUGAGUUGUUCAUGCUGUUUAUUAGGUGGCAGAUGGGCCUGUUCUCCAUGAAUCAUCCAGGUUCCUUUAGGUCUCUUGCUACAGUUUUGGUCUCCACUGCCCCCUGUGCAAAUAGCUCCUUGGCUGAGUUAGAUGAUGCAUGGAGAAAUCCUUCAAGGACUCUGACCUUUGCUUGUGCAAGGAGGGCAAAAUUUGAGCUGGCUGAAGAGUCAGCUUUAGUGUUUCUGUGUGAAGCCUUUCCCCAGCAUGGGCUGCUGGGAAGGUGUGGGAAGGCCUGGGCUGCUCCACUCACGGGGCUGUGGGGACAGGCCUCUUGAGGAGCCUGCACCUUCUCCCCGGGUGAGAAGUGCUGCCAAAGGGAGCAUCACAGCACAACUCAGUGCUUGGGGCACCACUGGGAGGCAGAUAAUAACAAUAAUAAUAAUAGAAAAAAACCCAUGCUGCAUUCAAUUAAAGUUGCAGCAUUGAGGGAGAGGCCCCAUGUGGCUCUGACAGCCAACAUCCAGGUGUCUGUGGUUUCCCUUUGGCCUCCCCAAAGGAAGGCAAAACCACUAGGCUGCUUCCCCAUCUGUUUCCUCCUAUCCCAUGCGAGAAUGCUGGGCAGGACUGAUGUGUGCUGAGGGGCUGGGCAGUGGCAGGGAGCCCCAGGAACACGUAUGGGGACAGAAGGCAGCCAGUGCAUGGGGCUGCAAGGACAGACAUAGGAUGGGGGGUGGGAUGUAAGCAGGAGAACAUGAGAAAAGGAGCAAAAUUAGCAAUUAAUAUUGUCUUUUGUGCCCCUGGGGGGAGCUGAAGGUGGCUCAGGGGAUGCCAAGUAGCACUGUGGGGCACAAGGGUGCUCCAAGCCAGGUGCUGUCUUUGGGAGGGCUUGGGGGGGCAGAAGUUCUACGUACUGGGGGCACACUCUUGGUCAAGUGCUGGAGGAGAACAGGAGCCCUCAGCCCAGUAAAGGGAGCUUGCAGCUUGCCAGGCACCUUGCAGAGGGGCAGAGGCAGCAACAAGGCAAGAGAUGCAAAGAGCUCCUGUUUAGGUUUCCCCAGGGUUGCAAUGUGGCCUUAAAGGCUGCAUGUGUGUGUGCAUGGGUUUGAUGUAUGUCACUGCCAAGAUCCUGGCUCUGGGGUUUCCUCUGGGGCAUCUUUGUGCCUCCUGAGGUCUGGGUAAUCAGACACGUAGUCGGGCACUGAGGCUUACCCAGCUGCACAUAGGGUACUAGCUGAAACCCCAGCAUCUCUGGUGUACACACACAAAACUACAUACACUGGCAAACUACAGUUUUAGUAGAGCAUAAAAAUUAUGCAGUAGUAUAAUACAGUAAUAUUUACUAUAAAGAAUUAGUGUAAGACUGUAUGACUAUCUAUGUACAGCUAUAGCUAUCUAUAGCCAUAUCUGUAUCCAUAUAGAUAGCGGUAGUUUGAGGGUAGGAGUAUAAUUUACUAGCCAGCUAGCUGAAGGCGGGGGAGAAAAGCGUUAACUUUUAGGGUGGAAAGCCCAUUUCCAGUGCCUGUGUGGCUGAAAGCAACAGCAGAGCCUCGCUGCCCAGCGCCGCCUGGUGCCGCUGCCGUGCCGUGCGGCUCCCGCGCAGUGGGGUGCCUGAGGCAGCGGGUCCAGCCUAGCGGCGCGGCACGGGGGUGCACCGGGGUUCGGACCCCCCCCGCCUCUGUCGCUUGGGGCAGCAUGUUUGGCCUCAGCUGUGCUAUGGGGAGAGGAGGGAGUGGGUGGCUGUGCCAGCCCUGGGUGGUGCAAAUAGGAUGGGGGAUACUUGUUGGCACAGUGAGGGCCAACGGGGAAGAUUUUGCCUCCUGCCCUGCCCCGGGCACAUGGGGUGGUGCUGGCAGCCGGGUGGGUGGAGGGGAUGGGCGCACAGGAGGAGGGAGAUGAGGGGGUGAAUGGGAAGAUGAAGGGUGAUGGCUACAUGGGCACAGGGAGGGGCAGAUCCAGCACUGGGGAAGACACAUGGUAGAGCAAAGGGCCACCAAGGUCUACCACGAGGUCUCUGAGGACCUGGCUGGGCUGGGCUGCCCCAUGGAUGGCACAGGAAUGCUCCAGGACACUGUGGUAAAUACUUCAGCUGCCCAGAGGUCUGAGGCUCAAACGUCACAUCCAGUCCCAAACUGUAGGACUGUUUGGGCAAGCAUCUAGGGGCUUAGUAGCAUCCCUCUCCCACAUAAGCCAUCUGAGUGCAGUGCUGUGCCCUGCUGUCAUACCCAUGCAAAGGUUAUUUCUAAAAAAUUGGACAGCUCUGCUUAAGUGUGUUGUAAACUCAAACUUCAGUUUUACCACUGACUAUGCACACUGCUCCGGUAUUGAAAGCGCUCCUAAACCAUUCCCCCAGGCUCUGUACCUCCCCUGGCACCCCCAUGGAGCUGGCUGAGUCCCCAGGGGCACAGGGCCAGGGGAUGCUUGGGGACGUAGCCCCUCGCUAGCAGGCUCCAGCACACAGAUGCUCCAGGAGGGUCAGGCACAAGCUAACUGAAUGCAUAACUUUAUUAAAUAAAUGCUUUGUCAUGAGAAAAGACAAAGAUCAAAGAGUAACAUAAAUUAUAAGUUGAAUAAAUAGUAUACAGCAAUCUUCACUUUUUAAUAAAAUGUGAGAUUUUUUAAAGUACAAAAUGCUAAACAGAGCAUUAAGCUCUUCUUCCAUUGUCAGUUUUUCACAAACUGCUUUUUUUUUUUUUUUCCCCACCAGUAAGAUUAUGAGUAUUUCUUGUUUACUGGAAAAAAAAAACCACCCAAAACAACAAAAACAAAACGAAACAAAACAACAGAGCUACCGUAUGUAUGUAAAGCUAUAAAAAGCUACCGUAAAAUGUGUAGUGAGUAUUGCUAAAGAUAAAAACCAGGCAGGAAACUCGGAAUCUGGUGUGUUUUAACAACUGUGUUACAACGGUGGGUAACGUGCGUGGUGAUGCCUGUCCCCAUUGGCAGUGGUGUGGGGCUGGCGGGGCUGGAGAGGGGGGCACAGUAGGCAGGGAUCCUAGCCAUGGCCAGGACAGCGGUCUGGAAGCAAAGUGAACUGUCGAUCAUUAAAUAUACAAUGCUCCAUUUGGGAAAAAAAACUAAAAUCAGUAACAACCAAAAAAAAAACAAAAAACAAA
This is a messenger RNA of Pezoporus occidentalis (night parrot), 6905 nucleotides long. It is a transcript of the gene IGFBP2, whose product is annotated as insulin like growth factor binding protein 2. Bases 16 to 951 code for a protein of 311 amino acids. Gene Ontology annotation, molecular function: insulin-like growth factor I binding; insulin-like growth factor II binding. The record is from RefSeq and is a predicted model, not a curated record. The transcript is spliced from 4 exons. NCBI's taxonomy places the organism in Eukaryota, Metazoa, Chordata, Aves, Psittaciformes, Psittacidae. Gene Ontology annotation, cellular component: extracellular region. Gene Ontology annotation, biological process: regulation of insulin-like growth factor receptor signaling pathway.